Fusarium graminearum PH-1 is the source of this 306-nucleotide messenger RNA. RefSeq lists its product as uncharacterized. NCBI's taxonomy places the organism in Eukaryota, Fungi, Ascomycota, Sordariomycetes, Hypocreales, Nectriaceae. The transcript has a single exon. The coding region runs from base 1 to 306 and encodes 101 amino acids. The record is from RefSeq and is a predicted model, not a curated record.
AUGGAACUCAUUGAAGAUGCUCAAAAUGCUAUUCAAAAGGCGCAGGAUGUCGUGAACACUACAGUUAAUGGACAUUCAGACGAAACCAGACAAUUAAGUUAUCUUACAAACAUCCACUGCCUCCGAUUCUUGUACAGAGAAAAUCUUACCAAUCUCAAUAAGAGCAUCCAGAUUACACGACGUGUCAUCGAUAGCGCAUCUGUUGCUGGCCAGGAUACAUCGACUUACUCGAGUAAUCUGACGAUACAUUUGAACGAACGGUUCUUGGAGCUCAGAGACCUGAACGACCUUGAGGAGAGCAUCUAA